AUGGGUGCUGGGACCGCUUCGGCGACCCCCAAGUCAACUGGCGGCCCCGAAGCAUCCCCGGGAAGUGUGCGCCGCAGCACCCUCUAUGCCGUGCUCAACGUCUCUCACACCGCGACGUUAGAGGAGAUUACGGCAGCUUACCGCAAGCUCGCCCUCGUGUACCACCCUGACCGCCCAAACGGCUUGCAGUGGAAGUUCCAAGAGAUUCAGCGCGCCUACGAGGUUCUCAGUCAGAAGGAUGCGCGUGCCAAGUACGACAUCCUGCUGAGAGGAAAACUCGCCGUGAAGAACUUUAAGCGUCCGCCCCCGCUAGAGUCGGUGCUGCAGCCUGUCUACGCUCUGCUUGCCGACGGCGCCUUCUACGAGUUCGAGGCGGCGUCCAGCAAGCUCAAGUGCAGCUUCCACUACGGCGACGGCAUUCAGUUCAACGGCGACUGCGGCAGCUUCAUCGGUCUCGCCGGCGACGGCUUCAUCUAUUGGACCAUCAGCGGGCGCGGGUUUGCUUCGCGGCUGUGCAAGGCUGGCAGUACCUUUGCCCUCUCGAGUGUUCGCGUCAUGUAUCGUAGCAACAUGGGGCUGGCCAAGAUGCCGCUAAAGCGCUCGUCUUUGCACUCUUCCCAUACCUGUCGCCCCGCCGGCUCUUCUGGCGACAAGCGGGCCGUGAGAGGCAGCACCGGCGAUGCUGGGUGCUCGGAGAGAGCGAAGAGCACCACCGGUGCGCGCGCUGCCAAAAUGUCCGAGGCGGAUCGCAUCAAGAAGGCGCUCCUGAACAAGGAACGAAGCCGCAAUUUGAAGAGGCGGAUGGAAACGCUUAAGGAGGAGGAGAUAGAGGCGCGCAACUCUCUCCAACAGGAUCUGUGGGGGCAGUUCAGCUCGCUGCACACGACGGCAGAGGUGGCGUUUCGGUGUACGCUGCAAGGCGUCGCUGUGCCGGUAGAGAUGGCGCUUUGGAUGGGCUAUAAGUCUCCAGAGGAGGUGAUGCUCCGCUCAUCGGGCGCAUGCAGCUCGCUAUUUAUCGCCGAGCAGGUGUCGCUGCAGACCUCCUCGUUGUGGGUAGACCCGCUGCAGAGCGACUACUUCAACGACGACGAAAUGCUGCGGGAAGGCUGCGACGGCAACAAGGAAGACAGAAAACAUUGCACUAGCAACGGCAGAGACGUCACCGCGCGUCACAAGCCUGAUAGCGCCGACAGCUCGCCUUGCUCUUCGCAGUCCAGUCCAGCUUCCGACGGCGCGCCAGAUGGUGACGCCUGCCGCGGGCGUUCGGCAACGGCAUCGGGGACGCACUCACCGAUUCUGCAUCGCCUCAACAACGGUGCGACUGCCGUCACUGGAGCUUCUGAUGGGGCGGAAGUGGCAAAAAAAGAGUAG
Leishmania major strain Friedlin is the source of this 1371-nucleotide messenger RNA. RefSeq names its product putative DNAJ domain protein. The transcript has a single exon. The record is from RefSeq and is a predicted model, not a curated record. The coding region runs from base 1 to 1371 and encodes 456 amino acids. Lineage: Eukaryota; Euglenozoa; Kinetoplastea; Trypanosomatida; Trypanosomatidae.